AUGUUGUCCAAUCCACUUCAACGUUUCUCUCCCUACCAGAACGCCGCCUCAUCCAACAUUUCACCUGAUGGGAACGUCCAGCAAGGCACAAUGCAGAACGGCGGCCUGGACUCGCUCCAGAAUCAUCAAUAUCCGAUUCAACCACUUUCACAAGCUGUGCCCCUUUCAAACGGCCACUUUGAGAGGGCUGCCGCUCAAGUAAAGAAUCGACAACAUCCUUAUGGAAUUCACCCACGCAGCUCGAGCACUUCUGGACCCAUUAGGAGACGAAUUAGUCGAGCCUGCGAUCAGUGUAACCAGCUUCGAACAAAAUGUGAUGGCCAGCACCCCUGCGCGCACUGUAUUGAAUUCGGCCUGGGGUGCGAGUACAUUCGCGAAAGGAAAAAGAGGGGAAAGGCGUCACGGAAAGAACUAGCCCAACAGGCUGCGGCUCAGGCUGCAGCAGGUGGCACAGGCCAGAACAUGGACGAUUCUCUAUCAGAGAACGGCCAGACCAGCAGCAAAGGCCUCGACUCUUCGAAUAUGGGACUGGAGCAACAAUCGAAUGAACGACAUCCGAGUACGAGCAGCAAAUCGAGUCGAGAUCCAGGCGAAGAUGUAAUGCGACAUACCCAAGGCCUCGAGGGUCUCGAUCAUCUUGGCAACAUAAGCGAACAACCCCAUCUUGGCCGGUCUUCCUUGGAUGGUGAACACAUGGAAAACAACGGAGGUCUCGACCUGAACGGCUUCAAUAGUAUGCCACAUGCGUACGACUCACAGAGCUUGGAUGGUCCCGUCCUGAACGGUCAAUCAUACGCUCCCAACGGGCGAGGUAACAUGCCUGGUUACGCCGAAUUCCCAUAUACGAUGCAGGCUCAAAGUCCGCCCAACUUCAACAACAACUCUGCUUUCCGUAUGGGAAACAGCCCACUAGGAUAUGCUAUGGGCAAGGGAACAUCUCCUGGAUGGGGUAUCUCCAUGACUUCACCACCAGGCCAAUAUCAAACACAGGCCCCUCCCCCCAACUUCAACAACUCAAAACUGCGAUAUCCCGUCCUUGAGCCCAUAAUCCCAUACCUCAACAACAUAAUUCCUAUUCCUCUAGCUUGCGACCUGGUCGAUCUCUACUUUGCGUCUUCCUCCUCGGCGCAAAUGCACCCAAUGUCACCCUAUGUCUUAGGCUUCGUCCUUCGAAAACGAUACUUCCUCGACCAGACAAGGCCGAGACCAUGCCAGCCAGCCCUCUUGGCAAGCAUGCUGUGGGUUGCUGCACAGACAAGCGACGCUCCUUUCCUCGCCAGUACACCUUCAGCGCGUGCCAAGACGUGCCAGAAGCUACUAGAGCUCACAGUCUACCUCCUACGACCUCUCAUCCACACAGCCCCAAGUGAUGCGCCCAGCCCUGUUGCUGAUGGUGUUGCUCUUGGCGGUCUCGGCGUGGCCAUGCCUGGAUCAAUUAGCAUGGAAGCCACGAGUGGCGAGUCGGGCCCUUUCGGUGCAGCCGGAAGCCUCGACGAUGUGAUUACAUACAUUCAUUUGGCGGUUGUUGUUUCUGCUAGCGAAUACAAGGGAGCUAGUAUGCGCUGGUGGACUGCUGCUUGGGGUCUUGCUCGUGAGCUGAAGCUGGGCCGCGAGCUUCCUCCUGGACCUUCACCUGCGGCCCAAGAGGCCAUGGACACUGACGGCGCUGAGGAUGCUGAAGGCGGCAUCAGUGGUAACGGAUAUGUAGGCGAGGAGGAGCGUGAGGAGCGACGCCGGAUAUGGUGGCUUCUAUAUAUUGUCGACAGGCAUCUGGCGCUCUGCUACAACCGCCCCCUAUUCCUCCUUGACAUCGAAUGUCAGGGUCUGUUACAGCCCAUGGAUGAUGCAUAUUGGCAGAGCGGGGAGUUUCUUAACAACACAAACUCAACCACGGACCCCAAUCUUCUAGGAACAAGUCCAGAGGGGUACAGGACUGAUCACCCGCAUCCCCAUGGUCCUCAGUACGAGUGUCGUGGCCAUAGUAUUUUCGGCUAUUUCCUGCCUCUGAUGACCAUCUUGGGCGAGAUCGUUGACUUGCAUCACGCAAAGAACCAUCCUCGUUUCGGUACUUCGUUCCGUCAGAGUCAUGAGUGGAAUGCUCAGACCGCCGAGAUUACUCGACAUCUCGAGAUAUAUGAACAGAGUUUGCAAUCUUUCGAGCGUAAGAAUUUGCCUCGACAGGUUGAGGAUAGAGCCGACGUUGCAAAUGAGGGUAACGGAGUUCCUGAGACCAAUACACCAUCAGUCCACUCUGUGCAUACCAAUGCGUCAAACCGACUUACAGAGAGCAAUAUUCAGACUCGCAUUGUUAUUGCUUAUGGAACUCAUGUAAUGCACGUGUUACAUAUCCUUCUCUCUGGCAAGUGGGAUCCUAUUAACCUGUUGGAUGAUGAAGACUUGUGGAUUUCUUCCCAAGGGUUCAUCACUUCAACGAGCCAUGCUGUUGCGGCAGCCGAGGCCAUUAACCUGAUACUUGAAUUCGAUCCUGGUCUGGAAUUCAUGCCGUUCUUCUUCGGUAUCUAUCUCCUCCAGGGGUCGUUCCUACUGUUGCUCAUCGCGGAUAAGCUCCAGUCGGAGGCGUCGCCCAGCGUGGCAAAGGCAUGCGAGACAAUCGUGCGGGCUCACGAAGCAUGCGUAGUGACUCUAAGUACAGAAUAUCAGCGAAAAUUCAGCAAGGUCAUGCGCAGUGCUCUUGCCCAAGUUCGAGGUCGUGUACCCGAAGAUCUUGGCGAGCAACAGCAACGGCGAAGAGAACUUCUGGCGGUGUAUCGGUGGACAAAGGACGGGACUGGUUUGGCACUGUGA
Messenger RNA from Fusarium pseudograminearum CS3096, 2805 nucleotides. RefSeq names its product XlnR (gene XlnR). Gene Ontology annotation, biological process: regulation of DNA-templated transcription; DNA-templated transcription. The record is from RefSeq and is a predicted model, not a curated record. Lineage: Eukaryota; Fungi; Ascomycota; Sordariomycetes; Hypocreales; Nectriaceae. Gene Ontology annotation, molecular function: zinc ion binding; DNA-binding transcription factor activity, RNA polymerase II-specific; DNA binding. The coding region runs from base 1 to 2805 and encodes 934 amino acids. The transcript is spliced from 3 exons.